UACAUACAACAAUCACACUACACGUCUGUAUGUAAACAUAGAGAACACAGUGACAAAUGCCAAUGUUUACGAGCUAAAGUCUCGAGAGAUUCUGUGAUUUGUUUUUUCUAAUGAAGCUGCAACACAACUACACUACAUGUCCUCUUUCGGAGCUGUCUCACAACUACAUUACAUGUUUUACGUCAGACUUGCCUAACAACUAUGCUAAAUGAGGUCUUCAUAACAGCAAGGUUUAAUAGUCUACAUGUCCUACAAGAAAUCCUGACUUUAAAACAACAGAUGAAGAUGGCUUGCUUUCAGUAUUGGAAUAUUAAUUACUAACACACUGAAGAUCAUUAAUGACAACAAGUACAUAUGUAAUUUUUAAUUAAGAUAUACAGAAAUGUCUUUCACACAAGAAAAAAUAUAUAGAUUUUCUUUCAAAUGAUUCCUAUUCCAAUAACAAAGUCUUUCACAAGACAAUGAGAGAGCCACUAGAUGUUCACUCAAUUUGCUAGAUAUAGCAAAUAAAUCUCUUUCAGAUCCUACCUACACUACAUCAACAAUAACAGCAGCAGUAGCAGUAGCAACAACAACAACAACAACAACAAAAACAACAACAACAGUAUUGCUCUCAAGUCACUGAGAAAGUCUAUAUAAGGUUGCUUGACAUGCUAGAUAUAACAACCUCUCCCAAAUAAUAUCUGCUACCUUAAAAAAAGUAAAGAAGACAUAUUGGAUAGUGUAGUAUCAGAUAAAGUUAUGUCUGGAAAGAUGGGAUGGUCCUGGCUGGAAUGUCUCUGAUCAUAAGUCCGCUGGAUCAAGGGUUGAUCAGAGGUGAGACAACAACUCACUCUUUCGCUGAAAAAACAAACAAGCAUUUAAUGUUGUAUGUGCUCACAAACACCAAAUCCAGUGAGGUGAUGCUAAUAUAAAGUAGAUUGGAGAUAUACUCAUUAACAUAGCUAAUGAGUUUGCAAUUCUAAUGAUUUCACACCACUUCCAGCUCCGUAUCAUUAAUUGUCACUAAUUGACAUCAGACUGUCAAAACUGAAACUGAAACAGUAAACAUUGAGAAUCUUCUUAAUUAUACAACUAACCUAUUAUACAUUGGCAUCGUUUAACACAAUAUACAAUGAAAUAUUCAGUUAUGUCUACUGAUACAGAACAGAGGACAAAUAUCUAAGUCACAUUACCUUGAAAUGUGAGCUUUUACUAUAAUGUCCCAAUUUAUUUUUCGACACAUUAUAAAAUAUUGGCAACAUUCCGUGAAGAAUAAAUCAGAAUUUGCAUUUUCUCAACAAAAUGGUUAGCCCCUUUUUAAUGCUAACCUACCUGAGACUACCUUUAGUUCUUUAAUACAGAAAUGCUUUAAAUCAAACCAUCCAUCCUAAUUUUAUUUUGAAAGGUUUUGCUAUAUUCCAAACAAUGGUCUUAUGAUGAAAAAGCCAUUUUACUAAAUUCCAUCAAAUUGUUGAUUAUUUUCAAGUUUAAUUAAAACACAUAAUGUAUUUCAUUAGAAUAAUAUUAGAACUUUAGCCAGGAAAGAAUCCUUAUUUUAAUCAAGCAAAUUAAGUCUUUUGAAACUUUUCUGCUGGAAUUCAUUUUAUAUAUGAAAUAUCAGUAAAACUACAAUAAUUAAUAUUUCAAAAAUUAAGCAUAAUAAUUCAUUCUAAAGAUUGAUGCUUCUUUGAAAAGAAAAAUAGAAUUAUUUAUAAAGAAUCUCUUAUUAAAGAAAUGGUAUAACCCUUUUGAUGCCAACUGAGCUGAGACUACCCCUUGAUUCUUUGAUGCAAACAUUCCAUUUCGAAAUGAUCUAAAUUAAAACCAUCCAUCAAAAUUUCAUUUUAAUUUGUUUCAAACACCAGCUUCAUUAAUGAGAAAGUUAUUUUAAUAAUGAAAGAAAUGAAAUUGAACCAGUGUAUGUAGUGAUCAUUAGCAAAAUGAUCCUCCAAAUGUAUAACAAAAUCUGUUUCAGCACAUGAUUUCAUGCCAACAAUCUUACAAACCAAAUACGAAAAUGAAAUAUUUGAAUAAAUUCUUCAUUAUUUUCUGAAUUAUUUGAAACUAAUGCAGUGUAUUUUCGACAAAAGGGUUAACAUUUUUUCCUCACUGACUGAACACCAGUUCCCAUCUUGAUGGAAGUUACCAUUUAAUCUCUCCUUUUGGAAUAUUCUUUUAUCAAAGAAGACUGGAAAUUAUUGAAAUUAUUACCUUGAAAAAGAAACCUUUAAAAUGUCUUCAACAGGAUUUCCUCUUAAACCUUCUGAUGAGAAAUAUGCAACAGAUGAUCGUAAAUAUUCAUUAACCUCUAAUUAUGAUGAUAAUUCAGCCAGUUCCAUUUCUAGUUCCACUGAGAGCUCAGUAAGUGAAGAGAACUAUUUUCAGAGAUAUGACAAUAUAUUGAAUUCAGCAUUCCGAAGAAACUAUGUGGAAGAGUCAACCAGUUCAUUAUGUAGCUCACCCUCCAGUAGCCUUUUUGGAAAUUCUAUAAAAGAUGACAUAUUUAAUGAGAGCAUUGAAAGCUUUGAUAAUUGCAACCAGCAAAGAAAUCCUGGAGAAUCAAGAAUAAAAGAUGAUCUGUCAUUGAUUUCUCAGUCAAAGAGUAAUGCCAUGAGUAUUAGUACGGAAGAAAUGUUCUCAAAUGUUGGGUUCUAUGCAGCUACUAAGAUACCAGAAAGAUUUCUCAGAAUCUGUUAUACAUCACAGAAACCAAAGUUGCAAAGGAAUGGUUUGAAAAGAUUUGACUUUGAUUCACUGACAAUGCAAGAUUCUAUAGAAACUGUCAUUGACAAUAAUGAGGAUAGUAAACAACAAGGAAAUAUAAAGAAUUGCCAUGAAAAUUCUAUAGAAGGAAAUAAAACUGAUUCUUUUUGUAAUGAUAUUGGCAGAAGUCAACCUUUAGAGCAGUUCUCAGCACAAAAAAAAUGUUCUGAAGCUGAGAAAUUCAAUAACCAAAACCGAAAUUUAAAAAAUAUCUUAAUUGAACAGACAUCAGAUUUUGAAGAAAAUUGUCCAAUUGAUCAGAAGUUUAUGGAAGAUAAAGGAAUAUUUUACAAACAAAAAAGCAUCCAUGAAGAAAUUGAAGAAGCGCAAAGAUGUUUCAUGAAGUUUGACGAUUCUUAUAACAAACAGAUAAGUCUGCAACAACAGCAAUUUUUGACAACUCCUGACAACAGAAUGAAUGAUGUCUGUGAUAUAACAAAAACUUCUGACAAUGAAAAAAUCUCUGAGAUUAAUAGUCAGUCAGAAUAUAAGAAACCUUGUGAAUCAAGUACUGAAGAGAUGAAGAUAUGUGAUAAUAAUUUUGAAGUGAAUGUUGUGAAUAGAGGAGGAGUCAAAUCUUGUGAUAACUAUAGAGAGGUACUGGAAUCAUAUAAUGUAGAUCAAGAAAUAUUUAACAUAAAUCCAAAUACAUCCACUCAGAUAGUUAAUUCAAAGGAAAGAAUUAAUAAAGGAUGUAGUGAAAUACCCAAUGUCACUCUACCAAGAAAUAAAUUGUGUUUAGGGUCAAUAGAGAAAAAAUCUAGGGAAAGUUUUGAAUCAGAUGAUAUUUUUGGAUCAGGUUCAAAUUCCAUUGAAUCCUUUGACUCAAAAGUUCCAUCUGAUGGGGCCCCAGAGAGGGAUGUGUUGUGUCAGAAAAGACCAAGAUUAUUAUUGAGUUGCCAAAAGAUGAACUCAGCAUCUAGCUUCUCAUCUUCUCUUGCUUCUCCCUUAACAAUAAUCAAUGUUCCUAUAGACAGAAACAAGAUACUCAAGACUAGAGAUAAAGAAAAGAAAAUUAGAAAUCCCAAAAUUUAUUCCAGUAGAAAUACACCAGUUCAGUCAGUGAAAAUUUCUGAGAGGAAGCGGAUGACUUCUGCUGAGAGAAAGUUUUCAGAGAAAAUACAACGAAGGAAUCCACUUCUGUUCCAAUGUGUUUCUCCAAACUUUAAAUGUGUAAUGGAAGAGCUUUCACUGGAGCAUGAUAAGCAACUGCCCUUACAUUCAGAACCAUGUUGGCCAAAUAAUAAUAAUAAUAAUAAUAAUAAUAAUAAUAAUAAUAAUAAUAAUAAUAAUAUCACAGAUGCCACUUCUGUUUGUAACAGAGUUUCUAACACUGGUUCAUAUUGUUCCUAUCACUUUCCCUAUCUCUCUGAAAGUCAAAGAAAUGGUUCAGAAAUUAAUAAGAAUUGUUGUGGGAGUGUAUGUACACCUGUUGGAACUCCUUAUAUUACUUGUGGUACAGAUGAUAUUACAGUUUAUUCUUCUGACAACAAUUCCAGAGAGAUAACUCAGAACAGCCAAACCUGUAACCAACUCCAAAACAACAAUAGCAACAAUGAGAUACAUAAUAGAGCAUGGUAUUCAACAUCCAUCACCGUUUUUGUACAGAAUCCUUCAAAUAAUUCCAAACACAGUAAAGCAUACUCAGAAGUGAGCUGUAGGAAUCAUUCUGGAAAUAGAUUUUGUAAGGAAAAACCUAAUUCUGUGGCAGCUCACGAUUACUGUGGCCAUGAUUUCUUAAGUAGUUGCAGCAGUUCUGAGAAAAGAUCUGCAAGUAAUAUCGAAAAUAUUUCCAGUUUCGAAAAGGAUAACCAAAAGAAUUGUAACAAAGAAAUCAAUGACUUUGAUUCCUGCAAAACUAAAAGUUAUUGUAACAAAUAUGAAAAUAUCAAAACUUCUUUCAGAUCUGAAGUUUUUCUUUAUUUAAACACAAAUAAACCAGAGGAAAACAAAAAACAUAAACACAUAAAAAGUUCCCAGACUGAUCUAACAGAUUCCAGUAGAUUAAUUUGUGAAAGAAAUUUUUUGCAAUGUAAUCAAAGUAUUUUAAGUUUGCACAAAACAACACAGACUGAUAUUACUUUUGUACCAGCAUUUGGCAACAGAUAAAUAUAUGUCUCAGAUGCUUGUGUAAUACAUGCUAACAAUUCCUAUGAUUAAGAAUUUUGCUUCCCAACCACACAAUUUCAGGUGCAUUUCUACCACUUGACACUUUGGGCAAGCAACUACUAAAAAAGCCCUAAGCCAACCAAAGCCUCAUAAGCAGAUUCAUGGAUGGAAACUGAAAGAAUCCUGUCAUACACACACACAUAUAUAUAUAUAUAGUAUUGUCUAAAAAUCUAUGAUUAGGAAAAAACGGGCACCCAUAUAUAAGGUAGACUAUAUUGAGACUAUAAU
Messenger RNA from Octopus sinensis (East Asian common octopus), 5142 nucleotides. RefSeq lists its product as uncharacterized. Bases 2215 to 4854 code for a protein of 879 amino acids. Lineage: Eukaryota; Metazoa; Mollusca; Cephalopoda; Octopoda; Octopodidae. The transcript has 2 exons. The record is from RefSeq and is a predicted model, not a curated record.